AUGUCACUGCAAAUGCAGCUUGGAGAUGGCAAACCCACAAAUUUUGAAGACAAUUCAAGCCCAUCUAGCGAAGUUUUUACAUAUCAAGCUCCAUGGCCAGUGUAUUCUUUUAAUUUCUCGAACCAUCCCAGCUAUCCUUUUCAAUUAGCAUUAGGCUCCUUUAUAGAAGAUACAGAUAACAGUGUUCAAAUCAUCCAGUUGCACCCAGAAAUGGGCCGAUUUGAAGUAAAAACGACGAUUCCACACACUUAUGCACCCACAAAAAUAAUGUGAAUCCCAGAUCUUGAAGGUUCCCAUCCUCACCUGAUGGCAACUUCAAGUGAUCAUUUGCGGAUAUGAAGGUCUGAUGAAUCUGGAGUAAAUGUACUUGCAAAUCUUGUAAAUAAUUGACACCAUCUUUUUAGAAUUCGAAUUUUCUGGAAGUAUGCCACCAAUCCCAGGAGAUGGAGACUGGGGCCUUUGGUAGAUGUAAGAUAGUUUGCCCUGGAAGGACAGCUGUCGAAAUCCGAACUCCCAAAGCUGAAGGACUAUUCAGAUCAAGACCAGGCGUAACUUGAUGCAAUACAAGCAGGCUCAUACGAAGCAGAAGUGGAAGCUGUGCAUUCGAUGUGGCAGUGGACAUAGACUUAAAGAAUUAUAGCUAAUUAAGGUCAAGAUAGAUAAUCGACACACUGAUUAUUGUGGCCCAAUCACAAGUUUUGAUUGGAAUGCCAAUGAUUUGACUAUGAUUGGGACUGCAAGCAUUGAUUCUACUUGUACUAUAUGGGCCAAAUAUUUUUCUAUAAUAAUUGAUUAAAUUUAUUAAAAAUUAAAUAUAAAAAUUUUUGGAUAUUAUAUGGGACAUUGAAAGACAGGCUAUGAGAAAACAGAUUUUAACACAUACAAAAGAAGUUAACGACAUUGCAUUUGGCCACGACUCAAACACCUUUGCAAGUGUAGGAGCAGACGGAUCAGUAAGAAGAUUUGACCUACGAAGCCUAGAGCAAUGCACAAUUCUCUAUGAAAGCCAAGGCUACGUUCCUUUGUUAAGGCUGGCUUGGAAUAAAAUUGAUCCCAAUUACAUUGCGAUCAUUAUGAUGGACUCUCCUCUUGUCACAGUCUUAGACGUCAGGUCUCCAGGGAUGCCUUUGGCUAUUUUGCAAAGCCACCAGAACUUUGUAAACGCAAUAUCGUGGGCUCCCAAUUCGAGUUGUUAUAUAUGUACAGCAGGAGAUGACAGACAAGCCCUGAUAUGGGAUUUAAGGCGAAGUCUAGGCGAAAUAAGAGAACCAAUGAUGGUUUAUGGCGCAGAAGCAGAAAUUAUAAGUCUAAGCUGGUCUGUGUUGCAGCCUAACUGGGUCGCUAUAGCUUAUAAUAAGAGUCUCCAAUUAUUAAAGCUUUAA
Molecule: messenger RNA, 1382 nt
Organism: Blepharisma stoltei
Lineage: Eukaryota; Ciliophora; Heterotrichea; Heterotrichida; Blepharismidae
Source: the annotation of a GenBank genome assembly